AUGUAUUAAUUAAUUGAAAAACUUAAUUCAAAAAAUUUAUAUUAAGGAAAAGUAAUCUUGAGUUUAAUAUUGGGAUUAUAACACAAACUUUAAAGAUCUUUUUAAAUCAAUAAUAUCAUUUAUAUGGUUAAAUUCAACAAACAAUCUCAAACUUACCCUAAAGACAACAAGAGCAAUACAUGUAUACAAUAUUUUGUAUUUUAGAAACUCGAGACACUAUAGAAAGUCUUGAUUAAUGUGUUAUCACAAUAGACAAAGUAGGCCCUCAUUAAGAAAAUUGUACCAUUUGUUAUAAAUAACUUUGCUCUAAAUGCUUUAAAUAAUUAGAACUCUUCUCCUAAAAAAGAACUUAGACUUUUUAAUGUCCACAUUGUGAAGAAUUAAAGGAAUUGAAAAAUACUAUCCUAUGCUUUAUAGUAAAUACACUCUAAUUGAUUCUUUUCCUAUCUCUCUCACCUCUAGUGGCAUUUGCACUAGCUCUUAAUAAAACUGAAAAGCUUAUACAAGAAAUAGAAACAAAAAUUGAUAGCAUUUUCAUAAUUUUGAUUGUUAACUUACUUUUUAGCAUACCUCUAUACUUUGGAGAACUAAUAAUUUGUAUUUUCAUUGCUCCUUUCAAAAUAAUCUAUGCAUUUCAAAAAGCCAUGAGUCAAAGGGACUUUGUAAUUAUGAAAAGAGUGUUCUCGUUAUAAUGA
Molecule: messenger RNA, 695 nt
Organism: Paramecium primaurelia
Lineage: Eukaryota; Ciliophora; Oligohymenophorea; Peniculida; Parameciidae
Source: the annotation of a GenBank genome assembly